Klebsormidium nitens is the source of this 2137-nucleotide messenger RNA. The record is from the annotation of a GenBank genome assembly. NCBI's taxonomy places the organism in Eukaryota, Viridiplantae, Streptophyta, Klebsormidiophyceae, Klebsormidiales, Klebsormidiaceae.
CAUGCAUGCAUCCUUGCACGUUCAAAGUUCUGCAUUCAAGGAUCCAAUUUCAGAGCGCAAGGAAGCCCGUCUUCUGCUGUCUCAGGAUUGCAUAUACCGGUAUGGUAUUAGGUGCUUCCUAUGGAUUAUAGGGUGCAGCGGUAGAGCUGUAAACUGUUUCGUUAUCAUCAUGGACCGGGUCAGCGCCUUUUAACAUAGCGCUCGCUUCCAAGGUUUGUGCAAGGGCUGCAUUCGCAGCAUGGCGGGCGUCAAGGUGAUACCGCUGUUGCUGUUUGCAAUUGGCGCAGGGUGCUUUGAAUCAUUACAGACAAACGCAGUGCUGCAGUUGGAGCCUGAUGUCCCUUUUCCGUACCCCCCAGAGCUCAACUACUCAACAGCCACGCCUGCAGACAUAGUGCGCACCUGCCAAACAUUGCUGGAACUGCAUGAGGUCUCUGGCGAGACCGUGCGUCACUGGCCUAAGAAACCCGACAACAUUCGCCCCUCCCCUGAAAACGAGCGCUCCUAUCGCUACCACUUCUACCGACCCUCACUGAUCAAGUACGGCGCGAGUCAGUGGCUUUGGGACGAUGGAGCUCACAUGAUUACAUGGUCGCAUCUCAAUCUGACUAACAGCAUCAUCGACCUGCGCACGAUGCUGCAGAUGCAGUUGCAGAACGGCAUGAUCCCUGAGGUGAUCAACUGGCUGUAUGAGCCCCAGCGUCUGGUUCAGCAGAACAUUAGCACCACUGAUGGCAUCACCGACUUUCUGGAGUACAGCUCUCCCUUCUACACCGACCUCACGCAGAUGCCUGUCCUCCCCUUCUCCCUACGGGCUAUGCAUGAGCAGAAGCCAGAGGAUCUUGAUCUCCUGCAAGAGUUUGUUCCCAGCCUAGUGAGAUACUUUGAUUGGUGGGCCGACACUAGGGACGUGGAUGGCAACGGCCUCGUGAGUAUCAUCCAUGGCUGGGAGUCAGGACUAGAUGCAAGCCCCAUCUAUGACAUCCCUUACAUUGGGGAGUCGUUGGUGAAUCGCAUCAGGAAGGAGCACCGCCAGAUCAGGCUCCUGGAGUUAUACCCACACUUCAUCAGCAUCCUUGCAGGGUACAAGUGGUGGUACCGCUGGGACCAGCAGCGCAUCAUCCGAAUGGAAAAGGGUCGCUUUGGCGCGCCCUACUUCCUGGUUCAAGACGUGGCCGUAAACUCAGUGUACGCAGCAGGCUGGGGCGUGCUCGCAGACCUUGCCUCAAAAUUCAACGGCACCCUGGCAGAGCACUGCCGCAAGCGGCAAGCCACAGCGCAGCAGGCCAUCGUGCAGCACAUGUGGGACCCCGAGCUCGGACGUUUUGUCUCCUUUUACAAAGAUGCGCAGAAGCGCACGCGUGCUCUCACAACCGAGGUCGUCCAGUCCCUGUUUCCCCUCCUCUUGGGCAACGCUUUGCCCCCGGAAAUGGCGGACAAGAUCAUUAGCGAGCAGCUCCUGAAUCCGGACAAGUUUUGGACGCCCUACCCGGUGCCGACAGUUGCCAAGUCCGAACCGGCGUAUGCGCCCGUCUUUCGAGAGCGGCUAAUGUGGCGUGGCCCCUCCUGGGGUUUCACGAACUGGUUUGUAAUGGAGGGGCUGAUGCAGUGCGGCCGAGAAGAUGUAGCACGGCAGCUGCUAGACCGAUGGGUUGCCGCAUACCAGAAGAGCGGGAUUUAUGAGCACUGGAACCCCGAGACCGCUGAACCGUACGGCUCGUUUGGCCUUGGUAUGUCGACGUUGAUUACUGACUGGCUCUUCAGGUUAGGCCUUGUUCACGGCCCGGACGAUUCGUUUCGGGAGGGUUUGACGUUGUUGACCAACGCUACGUAACAUUAUCUUGCAUUGCGAGUCUGCUUGGUUAUCGUUUAAAGGACGCACUCAGAGAGCACGCAGGUUUUGUGGCAGGUACCACGCACUUGAAGGUAAUGAAUGGAUUGAAGUUGUACAUCGUUGACUUCCUUCAUCUCGUGAUUGUAAUCAGGAUCGAGAAGCAGACACGGGCUUCAAUUCGUAAAUAUAACAAGCUUCGCCUGGCAACUACGUUGUCAAAUCGUCGUCUAAUGUAAAAAGCUGUCUUUCUUUCCAUGUUAAUUUGAGUGGUACUGCAGAUACGUACAGUACAGCACUUUUUGG